This is a messenger RNA of Paecilomyces variotii, 783 nucleotides long. RefSeq lists its product as hypothetical. The transcript has 5 exons. NCBI's taxonomy places the organism in Eukaryota, Fungi, Ascomycota, Eurotiomycetes, Eurotiales, Thermoascaceae. Bases 1 to 783 code for a protein of 260 amino acids. The record is from RefSeq and is a predicted model, not a curated record.
AUGUCGGUCGUCUGCUUUCCUGCGUUAUCCCGUCUUCCGUCUCUAGUGACUCCGAGCUUGGCGAUCCUACUCGGAAGUGCCAUGAAGAACCCUAUCAUUAUCAACGAUGCGGCGAGUGAACCAUCUUCAUCUGCCAGUCCAUCGCCGUCCACCGAUGAUUCGACCCCCCGCAUCUCGCCCGAGAUCAGCCAUAACCUGCCAGAUACGCCCCACGCCAUCCGCAAGUUCUUGGACCGGCCACGCAAACUGCUGGGUUCAUGUCUUCGUCGGCCGAAUUCCAUGACCGACAAGUUAAAACUAAUGCAAUAUAGAGCGACCAUAUGCAAACCUUCACCGAUUUCGGAAACGAAGGAGCUUAAGAAAGAGGCGGAUCUUUUAGGAGCAUUGUGGACAUACCGUUCCAUAAAAACGAGUAUGGUAAGCACUCUCAAGCUGGGAUGGGGGAAAGGGCUCGCCAGCAAUCCACAGAAUGACGAUACUAUUCAAAAUAAGGUCCACGUCCUCAAGCCUGACGAGUUCAUCUCCAAAACAACACUCACACAUUCUGGGAUGAAGUCAUUCCGAAAAUGGCUUCGGCUUGAGUACCGCACACGCGGGGACCUCGUCAAAAUGGAGCGGCUUCUUCCAUUGCCAAAUGUCGUACGAAAAGCCCUCAUAACUCAUCUCUAUGGUUGCGAGCGAAAUCGUGACACCACUGAUAUUGAAUCCUUUCUCGGCGAGCCCAACCACUAUAUUCGUGAAGAAUGGGAGCGAAAACAUGUAGCGAAGCGCAAGAUCUCCUGA